This is a messenger RNA of Eimeria necatrix, 534 nucleotides long. RefSeq names its product exonuclease domain-containing protein, putative. Lineage: Eukaryota; Apicomplexa; Conoidasida; Eucoccidiorida; Eimeriidae. Gene Ontology annotation, molecular function: nucleic acid binding. Bases 1 to 534 code for a protein of 177 amino acids. The transcript is spliced from 2 exons. The record is from RefSeq and is a predicted model, not a curated record.
AUGGUUUACGCGGGGCUGUCCCGAGAGUUAGAGCCCCUUCGAGCUGCAGCAGCAGCGGCGACAGCAGCAGCAGCUGCAGCAAAUAAGGCAGCAGCGCCCAGUAAGGCAGCAGCAGCAGCAAAGAAGGCAGCAGCAGCAGCAGCAGCAACGGCAGCAGCAGCAGCAGCAGCAAAGAAGGCAGCAGCAGCAGCAGCAGCAGCAGCAGCAGCAAUGAACAAACACAAGAAGCGCCGCGGUCUUGGCUCUGUGCUGUCUGCCCUGAAGCCCCCCUCCAAACCCUCAGCAGCAGCAGCAGCAGCAGCAGCAGCACCAGCAGCAGCAGCAGCAGCAGCACCAGCAGCAGCAGCAGCAGCAGCACCGGCAGCAGCAGCAGCAGCAGAUGAAGGGUUUCCUGAAGCAGUUAGCCUCGACUGCGAAAUGGUUGGUUCACAAGUUGCCCUCGUAAACGAAAAAGGCGAAACCCUCGUCAAUGAAUUGGUGAAGCCGCAGCUGCCAGUCACGGACUUGAGGGCCCACAUAACUGGUAAACCCUAA